Molecule: messenger RNA, 1483 nt
Organism: Amblyraja radiata (thorny skate)
Lineage: Eukaryota; Metazoa; Chordata; Chondrichthyes; Rajiformes; Rajidae
Product: bMERB domain-containing protein 1-like
Exons: 6
Coding region: 213-791 (192 amino acids)
Source: RefSeq, a predicted model, not a curated record
UCGCCUCCCUCUUUGCUGAUGUAUCUAAUUGUUGCACGCCUUGAAAUAACGGACUAAACCAAUGCCACUGCAUUGCAUGACUCGAGUCCUGGAAGAUUACUGACCAAAACAAAACAAGAAUCCCUGAAGCGUGGGGAAGGGAUUGUUGGCUUGCGGUGGAGAAACUAUAUGUGUAUGUGUGUGUUUUUUUAUUAAUACUGAAUUUAGGAAUCAUGGAAAAUGAAAAAUCAUGCGCAAAACAUUACGGGUCUCUUGAAUCAACUACAUGGACGGCAGACGUUGAAAAAGAGACAGAUAUUAUAUCAAUGGCAGAUUCCACCACUACAGUGGAUGAUAUUGAGGGUGAGCUAUUUAAAAUUGAAAGGAUAAGAGAUAUACUGGUUCGAAGAGAAUCCGAACUCCGAUACAUGAUGGACGACAUACAACUGUGUAAAGAAAUAACACGACUCAAGAAAGAGCUGCAAAAACUGGUAUCAAUACCAGAUAAAGACAAAUCAAAUGACGAUAAGCAGAAGGAAGAGGAAUUACUGCAGCAGAUUCAUAAACUAGUGGAGACAAGAGAUUUCCUCGUGGAUGAUGUUGAAUUUGAACGACUGAGAGAACGAGAGGAAGACAAAGAAAUGGCUGAUUUCUUGCAGAUAAAACUAUCGACGGCCAGCUCUAAAAAAACAAAGUCUGCAAAGGAAAGGAAGACAACAUCUAGAGCACAACAGACAUCCAAACCAUUCAUGGCAAAGACUGGCCUGACCUUGCUCAAAGAAUGCUGUGGAUUCACCUGUUCCAUCAUGUAGAAGUCAAAGGCUUUGGAAACAGCAUGUCUGCAGGAAUCGCUGCAGGAGUUUAUCUGGGUCUAUAAAUAUUUCAGUGGUAGAUCAUUCCAAGCCAAUAACAAUUGUGUAAAACUCAAUCCCAUUCAUAAACAGCAACGUGAUUUAUUAAUGGGACCAGCAGCCAGUGACCAAGGUACUGUAGAAGGCCAUUCAUUCUCAGAGCUUGUUCACUAAUCAAUGAUAUUGCCUGGUGUAAAACAUAACUUCAAUCACCUGCUCGAGAUUCAUUUCUUUUGAAGCUCUUAAAGGAAAUCGGUGAAUCUUAGCCAUGAUUGAAUCCAUUCAUCAUCCAUUACACCUCGAUAAAGAAAAUUAUCCAUUUCCACUCCCCAUUGCGUGCAAAAUACUCCUGAAUGCGCAGACCUAAAUGCAAUGAUUCUCAAUUGCUCACCGCAGGAAGUUGGACCUGCCCCACUUCAUCUUUUUCCGACACCUCAAUUAGAUUACUCUCAACAUUCUAAAUGAAAGUGGAUACAAGUCAUAUUUAUACAACCUGUUCUCACUUUAUAUUUCUUUAAUCUCCAGUAUUAUUCUGAAGAUCGACUCAAAGUGCUGGAGAAACACGGUGGGUCGGGCAGCAUCUCUGGAGAAAAAGGAUGUUUUGGGUCAGGAUUCUUUGUCAGACUGAAAGGAGGGGUCGCAGGGGAGGGAUG